CUGUCAGUCGUGGUCAGGCACGGUUCUAAUUGGGUGGGGACAGAGCUGGGGAUAAACAACGUAGAUACAUUACGUCAUCACGCACAGAUCCUAACUGUCCUUGAAGGUAUAACACAGGCAAGAUGGUCGCAUACUGGAGACAGGCAGGCCUCAGCUACAUCCGCUUCUCGUCUAUCUGCGCCACCGCGCUGCGGGCUGCGAUGAAGCCUCAGCUCAAAGCCGAGGCGCUGAAGGCUGCGGAGUCCAACGUCAAAGUCUACAAAGCUAAAGUAGCAUAAUGAUUUGAGAAUCUGAUGUUGAUAGUUUCCCCAUGAGUUGUGAGGUCCUUUAUUGUCCUGUCCUGCACACCGCAGAGAAGAAAGAUGGAUGACAUCAAGAUGACGUGGAUGAAAUUCCUCUUUCAUUUGUAAUUUAAAUUUUAUUAAAGAUGAAUAUCGGAAAUACA
Messenger RNA from Gymnodraco acuticeps, 445 nucleotides. It is a transcript of the gene atp5f1e, whose product is annotated as ATP synthase F1 subunit epsilon. The record is from RefSeq and is a predicted model, not a curated record. The coding region runs from base 123 to 278 and encodes 51 amino acids. Gene Ontology annotation, cellular component: mitochondrial inner membrane. Lineage: Eukaryota; Metazoa; Chordata; Actinopteri; Perciformes; Bathydraconidae. The transcript has 3 exons. Gene Ontology annotation, molecular function: proton-transporting ATP synthase activity, rotational mechanism. Gene Ontology annotation, biological process: proton motive force-driven mitochondrial ATP synthesis.